AUGGCCAUCUUGUUCUUCAAUUCCCUUAUGAUAAAUUUCUUAUUUAUUAUAACCUUUCAUUUACUAAUUCUUCCAUUUGCAAGUUCCAUUAAUUUCAAAAUAACUCGCUUCGAUCCUAGUUCUACCAAUAUUUUAUAUCAAGGUGAUGCAGUGCCUUCUGUUGGAGCUGUUGAACUAAUUAACAAGCUUACUUAUGUAUGUCGUGUUGGAAAGGUUUCUGAUUUCUCAACCCAUUUCUCUUUCAUUAUUGAUGUUCAAGGUCGUUCUGCUUACGGCCAUGGAAUUGUAUUCUUUCUUGCUCCUGUUGGAUUUCAAAUCCCUCCUAAUUCUGCUGGUGGGUUUUUAGGCCUUUUUAAUACGUCGACUAGUGAUUCUUCUCAAAACCAAAUUGUUACUGUGGAAUUUGAUUCAUUUCCUAAUGAAGAAUGGGAUCCUCCAGUAGAACAUGUUGGGAUUAAUAAUAACUCUAUUGCUUCUGCUGUUUAUACUCCUUGGAAUGCUAGUCUCCAUAGCGGAGAUACUGCUGAUGUUUGGAUUAGCUACAAUUCUUCUAGUAAAAAUUUGAGCGUGUCUUGGAACUAUAAAUCCACCUCAAAUUCUCAUGAGAAUUCCAGCUUGUUUUACACAAUCGACUUAGUCAAAGCUUUGCCUGAGAAAGUAACUAUUGGGUUAUCCGCUGCAACAGGCAUAAAUGGAGCUCGGCAUACACUUAAAUCAUGGGAGUUUAGUUCAAGUUUAGAUAUCAAGAUUACAAAUGGAAAUAAGCCAAAGAAGAUUAAAGUGAUUGUUAGUGUUUCGGUCUCAGCUUUUCUUUUAAUAGCUGGAGUGAUAACAUCAAUGGAGAUUUCACAAAGAAGAAAGAAGAUUAUCAGAAGGAGAAAAGCUGAGGCAAUGAAAUUAUCGACAGGCAUAACUUCCAUUAAUGAAGAUCUUGAAAGAGGAGCAGGACCAAGAAGAUUUUCUUAUGAAGAUCUUGUUUCAUCAACCAAUAAUUUCUCUGAUGAGAGAAAGCUAGGAGAAGGAGGGUUUGGUGCUGUUUAUAAAGGGUAUUUAAAUGAAAUAGAUAUGGCAAUUGCUGUAAAGAAAUUUUCUAGAGGAUCUAAACAAGGGAAAAAAGAGUACAUUACUGAAGUCAAAACCAUUAGUCAACUGAGGCAUAGAAAUUUGGUACAACUUAUUGGUUGGUGUCAUGACAGAGGUGAAUUUCUACUUGUUUAUGAGUUCGAAUUUCUACUUGUUUAUGAGUUCAUGCCAAAUGGUAGUCUUGAUUCUCACUUGUUUGGCAAGAAAAAUCCUCUUCCAUGGUCUGUGCGCUACAAAAUAUCACUUGGAUUGGCUUCUGCUUUAUUAUAUCUUCAUGAAGAAUGGGAGCAAUGUGUAGUACAUAGAGAUGUUAAAUCAAGCAAUGUAAUGCUAGAUUCUAAUUUUAACGUAAAACUUGGAGAUUUUGGAUUAGCUCGACUUAUGGAUCAUGAAGUGGGUCCUCAAACAACAGCAAUUGCAGGCACAUUAGGGUAUUUGGCUCCGGAAUAUAUAAGCACAGGAAGAGCUAGUAAAGAUUCUGAUGUUUAUAGUUUCGGAGUUGUUGCAUUGGAAAUUGCUAGUGGAAGAAAGGCGAUCGAUCACAUUGUGCAAAAAAUUGGAAUAAGUUUGGUAGAGUGGAUAUGGGAUCUUUAUGGAUGUGGAAAAUUGCAUUUAGGGAUUGACAAGAGGCUUAAUAUGGAGUAUAAUGAGAAAGAAAUUGAAUGACUAGUGAUUGUUGGAUUAUGGUGUGCACAUCCUGAUUAUAGCGUAAGGACAUCAAUCAGACAAGCAAUUCAAGUGUUGAAUUUUGAAGCUGCAAUUCCAGAUUUGCCUGCUAAAAUGCCUGUUCCUAUGUUUUGUGUGCCUACGCCAUCUAUUAGUUCUACUGAGCCUUCCAUCACUAAUUCUAGCAUUGGAGUUGGUCGUUGA
Jatropha curcas is the source of this 1953-nucleotide messenger RNA. The record is from RefSeq and is a predicted model, not a curated record. NCBI's taxonomy places the organism in Eukaryota, Viridiplantae, Streptophyta, Magnoliopsida, Malpighiales, Euphorbiaceae.